AUGCACCUUCACUUGGCACAGGAAAAUACUACCGGCCCUGACGAGGCUCGAGUCCGGGUAGGCAAGCCUGGCAAAGUGGAAACAUUAUUUGAUAUUGUACCUGUAGCCGCAAAACCAACUGUCAAAGAUUCAAGUGCUGGCUACGGAUUUCUUCUGAGGCCUACUGGCCUCAACAUUAAGGAUACCUGGCCUGCCAGCGUUACAUCUCCAUGGGUGAGAUGGGAUCCUAAGAAGAACAAAGUCUCGCGUUCGAACCGCUUUAAUGCACAGUGCGAAGUCAAGAUCCCUGGGCUGAUUAAAAACACAGAGAAGUCCUUUGAGAUACGAACACAGGAGGGAAAUGAUUGGAAGCAAGUACAGAUGGAAAUGAAAUUUCUCGACGAGGGAGACCUCGAGCUGUUAGAAGAAAACCCCCAGAGUUUCGAGGAUACGUCGGAAAUUUCAUUCGGGCCAAUUGCCAAGAACAAGAACAAGGUUAGCUACCUCUUAACCCCUUAG
Messenger RNA from Daldinia childiae, 498 nucleotides. RefSeq names its product cytochrome c oxidase assembly protein. The record is from RefSeq and is a predicted model, not a curated record. The transcript has a single exon. Lineage: Eukaryota; Fungi; Ascomycota; Sordariomycetes; Xylariales; Hypoxylaceae. The coding region runs from base 1 to 498 and encodes 165 amino acids.